AGCAUUUUGGUUUAUGGAUCAGUAUAUGUGUUUAUUGUUACAUCCAGAUUCAGCAAGGGAUUUUUUGGUAAAGAAUGGUGAUAAUUUUUUAAAUAGACCAAUCAUUUAUACCAAUCAGGUUUUAUCUCACAAUUUUUCAGGUUUAUCACAGGCAAGAGAUAAAAGGUGGGAGGCAACUAGAAACACAUUUUCUUCAUUAUCUACAAAUGUUUUAUUGCGUAAAAAAACAUAUUAUGUUGAAGAAAAAAUAAAAGAAACAAUUAAUCAUUUUGCAAAUCAUCAAAUAGGAAAUAAAAUAAAAUCAUGGAAAUUUACCAAACCUUUAAUCAUGAAUAUCUUUUAUGAAUAUUUUCAAAUAUCAGAACCAUUUGAACAAACAAUGGUCGAUCCAGAAUGUUGGGAGUUAAUAGAAGGGCUCUUUGAUUUUGUUUCAAAAGCUCAAGGAAAACCUUUGCUCAAUAGUAAUGUUUUUGGUUUGUUUAUUGGUUUAUAUCACAAGCUCUCAGAUUUAAAGAUAUUAAAAAAAUCAUACAGUGUUAUAAAAAAGAAACUUGUAGAUCCCCAUAUGGACUCCAUUGACAGAAAUGCACCAAGAGAUACCAUUGACGAACUUAUUCUAUUAAAUGAAAGUUACCCUAAGGAACAACAAUUUGAACAUAAUGUAAUAGCACCAAUUUUCGAUUUCUUAAAUGCAGGUCUAAAUUCAACAAGUAUUUUAAUGGAGUGGUUCUUAUUAAUUAUGGCAAAUCAUCCCGAGGUUCAAGAAAAAAUAUAUGAAGAACUUUCAACAAUUAAUAAAAGUUUUAUUUCAACAAAGAAUCGUUAUAAAGAUACACCUUACUUGAACUCUGUCAUUAACGAAGUUAUAAGAUAUAGACUCGGAACAUCUACAGCACCAAGAGAAACAAAAGAAGAUAUCGAAAUCGGUGGUAUUUUUAUUCCAAAGGGUUCAAGAGUUGCAAUUUUAACCUCAUCCAUUUUUAUGGAUGAGGAUUAUUGGGAGAAUCCACAACAAUUUAUAGCAGACCGUUUUAUCGGCGAACCAAAGGGCCACAUGGAAAGAUUGCUUUUAUAUAGUGUUGGGAAAAGACAGUGUGUUGGAAAAAAUUUAGCAAAUGAUAUCAAUUAUCUAUUUUGUUCAAAUAUGAUAUUAAAUUUCAAGAUAAAGUCAUCAACAAAUACAAUCAUUGAUGAUACACCAAUUUUUAAAUUAAAUUCCUUACCUAUAUCUCAUAAAAUUAUUUUAGAAAAGAGAUAGAGUUUUAAUAAAAAAAUUUAU
Dictyostelium purpureum is the source of this 1279-nucleotide messenger RNA. RefSeq lists its product as uncharacterized. The record is from RefSeq and is a predicted model, not a curated record. Gene Ontology annotation, molecular function: heme binding; monooxygenase activity; oxidoreductase activity, acting on paired donors, with incorporation or reduction of molecular oxygen. Lineage: Eukaryota; Evosea; Eumycetozoa; Dictyosteliales; Dictyosteliaceae. The coding region runs from base 14 to 1258 and encodes 414 amino acids. The transcript has a single exon.